Molecule: messenger RNA, 419 nt
Organism: Mycotypha africana
Lineage: Eukaryota; Fungi; Mucoromycota; Mucoromycetes; Mucorales; Mycotyphaceae
Exons: 3
Coding region: 204-374 (56 amino acids)
Source: RefSeq, a predicted model, not a curated record
GGUCAUUUUACUGUCUUAUUUUAUUUGUGUAAGUCCUUAAUAACUGGAUACAUUAAACAGUUCACCCGCAGAUCAGGUAAUUGUCGUCCAAUAAGUCCUACCUCUGCUUUUCUUCCUUAGCUCAAUCAUUCUGUUUAGCUGAAAUAUGUAACAUUUCAGACAUCGACCUAAUAUUGUUCUAGUUGCUGAGCCGAGGCAUUACAAUGGAUUUUGUUGAUUUUGAAUAUGCAGCUGCACUUGUUGAGUUUAAUGAGUCAUUCGACCAUAUGGAAACCGACGACUUAAGCAUUCAGUAUUGUGAAUUAGCACUAGUCCAGGCUACAGUUUCCCACGAUGUCGACUUGGAGGAAAUGACAGCGAUCCGUAUUCAUUAGCUUAACGACUAGCCUAUCAACGAAGAACUACGUUCCUGAACAGAU